AAAACUAAAUAAAAAAAUUUUUUAGAUGCAUUUUGAUGCUUCGAUAUGCUUGGAUGUUACAAGAUUCUAAUAUGAUAAAUGUUAAUAUAUUUGGUUUAUUAACAAAUGUGAUUUAUAUGAUAGUCUAUUACUAUUAUACAUCAAAUAUGAAAGAAGCUUUUAAAUUAACAUUUAAAGUGACAAUCCUUGUUAUAAUUGUUCUUGUCUAUGCAGAAGUAGAACAUCCAAGAAAUGUUGAAUUCAGAUUCGGCAUUGUAGUUACAAUACUUCUUCUCCUUUUAAUUGCAGCUCCUCUUAUACAUCUGAAACAGAUUAUAAAAACAAAGAAUACAGAAAUUCUUCCAUUCCCGCUUAUUUUUAUGGGUACACUAGUUUCAUUUCAGUGGUUACUAUAUGGUCUUAUCAUCGACAAUGUUUUUAUUAUUUUUCAGAAUGCAGUUGGUUUUAUACUUGGCAUAGCUCAACUAUCUCUUUUUGUGAUAUUCCCAUCCAAGAAAUCACAGAUUAAAUUGUUAAGUAAACAGAAAAAGAAAGCUUAAGAAAAUAUUUUAAAAGCAUAAUAUUAAAAUUUUUAAAUAUCAUAAUAUUUUUAUCUAAAAUUUUUUCCUUAUGAUUAUAAAAUAGCAUUUUAUUAUCAUAUAGUAUUUUAAUAUCAUUUUCAAUAAUUAAGAGAUUAUUCUGGUCUAUGCUUGCAAAAUUUUGUAAUUGUUUAAAUAAUUAAUAGAAAAAUAAAUAGACAUAGAUAUGAUUGAAAACUCAUUUGCCUUUAUUAUUUCAACUUUUGAGAAAAAAAACAACUAUUAUAAUACAGAAAUGUACGCCAUUUCAGUCCUUUUUUAAUCAAACCCGUGCGUAUCGAAAAAUGCGAAUUGCCUCGGCGGCGGAAUGAAUAUAUUUUCGUAGAUUCAACGGAUUUGAAAAAUUCAAAUAGAUUCUUAAUUUGCACGUCAAUGGCUAUCGCAGGAAUUAAAAUUAAUCACUUUUCUGCAAAAUUGACGAAAUAGUGGAUGUUUUAACGAAAAAUAGUUUUGUUAAAUUUUUUAUUUUUUAAAAAUUUCUUUUCUUUUUUCGGGGUUUUCUAAAUAAAAAGUAGGUUAAAAUGAAUCAAUCAACUCGAUUCUAGUUCUGGCGAUAGCCAAAGAUAUAUUGAAGUAAGCAGUUAAAAUUUUAAAUCAAUCAGAUGCAUAGUUUCAGAGAUUUUUAUUCCGCCAGGUCGGAAAACACUGAGUAAAAAGCACUUAAGUUUCGGUAAACAUUUUUAUACAUUAUUUGUCUAUAUUUAUUUGUCUCUUAAUCAGCAAUUUCAGCUCCAUACAGGAUAUCUUCGACCUCUUCAAAAACUUAUAAAAACUGAUUAUUAUGAGUACAAUAAAUAGAGAUGAAUCCGAUUGCUGUUUUUUACAAAAAUCAACUUUUGCACUCCUGUGUAAAAAUAGCUGUAAAAUUCAAAAUACUUGAAAUUUGUUUAUGAAAAUUGAACUACAUUUUUUUGGGAUAGUGUAUUUUCAGAAAAUAUAAUAAAAAAAUUUUGAUUUUUAGACCAGAAUGACCCCUUAAGAUGAAUAUUCUAAUAUUAAAAGACAGUAUUAAGCAUUUUAUAUAUUUAGUAUAUAUUAUUUAAUUUACACGUUGUAACUGAAUAUUUUAUAAUUAAUUAUAUAUAAUGUAUGAAAUAGUUGUAUCAUCUAGUAUAAUGUAUGAAUGAUAUUAAAAAUUAACAAAAGUGA
Molecule: messenger RNA, 1727 nt
Organism: Pogonomyrmex barbatus (red harvester ant)
Lineage: Eukaryota; Metazoa; Arthropoda; Insecta; Hymenoptera; Formicidae
Product: sugar transporter SWEET1
Biological process (GO): carbohydrate transport
Cellular component (GO): membrane
Molecular function (GO): sugar transmembrane transporter activity
Source: RefSeq, a predicted model, not a curated record